UGUGUUUCCACAGAGUCUACUGGCCCUGCCAAGGUGGUGAGAGCAGGCAACCCGCCCAAAGCCAGACGUGGAGGAAAGGUUGGAGAUUUUGGCGAUGCCAACAGCUGGCCGACUCCAGGGGAGAUCGCAACUAAAGAAGUGCAGAUUGAGGCAGUGACACGGACCGUGUCCUGCCCGCCGACUGUCAGGCAGGUCAGAGACUCAUCGAGAUUCACUGGACCUAAGAAGACAACAACAACGACCAAGAAGGAGUCCAAGGAGAAGAGAGAGAUCAUCGAGGAGAGCAAGGAGAACCUGAAGGCCAAGUCGGACGACUCCGGCGAGGAGAAGAACGGUGAUGACGACUCCCAGAAGAAUGGACCGAAGAAAAAAGGAAACAAGCAGAAGUGGGUUCCCCUGAUGAUCGAGGUGAAGUCCGAGGGUCCCAGGGAGCGCUCUGCCUCCAGGAACAACAGCAGACAGAACGAAAACCCCCGCCUGCCUCCCAACGCCAGGAACGACCUCAGAGACUGGCACAGUCAAAAGUACGAGCGGGAGUGGCGUGACGACCAUGACGAGGUGUCCAGUGUGAAGAGCGAGGGAGCGCCGUUCCGCGGAGGGUUUAGAGGUCGCGGACGUGGGAGAGGAAGAGGUCGGGGACGAGGCAGAGGUGGCGCAAGAGGCCACUAUGACUACCACUACGGCUACAAGUCCUACGAAAUGAAAGAUGGACCCUACAGCCAGAAGUUUGGCAACACAGUGACCUACUACUACGACAACAUGAGCAGCAACGACCUCUACUCCGUCGAUCAGGACCUGCUGAAGGACUACAUCAAGAGGCAGAUUGAGUACUACUUCAGCCUGGACAACCUGGAGCGUGACUUUUUCCUGCGGAGAAAGAUGGAUCAGGAAGGCUUCCUGCCUGUUGGACUCAUUGCCAGUUUCCACAGAGUGCAGGCCCUCACCACAGACGUCAACCUCAUUUUGGAAGCCUUGAAGGACAGUAAGGAAGUGGAAGUGAUCGACAUGAAGAUCCGUCGGAAGGUGGAUCCAGAGAAGUGGCCUCUGCCAGGCCUGAGCAUGCCCAACCAAACCCACACCGAUUUCUCUCAGCUCAUCAACUGCCCUGAGUUUGUCCCAAGACAGUUGACAGAGGAGCCCAGAGGGUCUCCAAGGGCCUCCACACCCGUAAAGCAAAAGACCAAGACUGAAUCAGACAUCUCCAACCUCAAGACGAUGCCCAAGGGCCUCUCUGCCAGCCUCCCCGACCUGGACUCUGAGUCCUGGAUUGAGGUCAAGAAGAGGCCCAGACCCUCCCCGGCCAGACCCAAGGUCAACGCAGAGAAGGCCCCCUCGUUGCAGCAGCAGAAGGAAAAGGACGACUUGAUUCGCUCCCCGGUGCCCCAGCCUGGCUCCUCGCCCUCCCCUGCUACCUCAGGAAAUAAGGACGGAGCGGAGCAGGACGAACCGGAGGAGCUCGACUUCAUGUUCGAUGAGGAGAUGGAGCAGAUGGACGGCCGCCGCAACACCUUCACCGACUGGUCGGACGAGGAAACGGACGGCGAGAUUGAUGACCAUGACGUCAACAAAAUCCUGAUUGUGACUCAGACGCCGCCGUACCUGAGGAAGCACCCGGGAGGCGACCGCACAGGACACCACACAUCGCGCGCCAAACUGACCAACGAGCUGGUCAAAGUGAUCAACGAUGGACUCUUCUACUAUGAGCAGGACCUGUGGGACGACACGUACGAGCCGGAGUACGCCACCAUCAAGCAAGAGGUGGAGAACUUCAAGAAGGUCCACCUGAUCAGCCGGGAACAGUUUGACUGCCUGACCCCUGAACCUCCUGUCGACCCCAACCAGGAAGUCCCCCCAGGCCCCCCACGCCCCCAGCAGAUCCCCACAGACGCAUUGGCGAACAAACUCUUCGGUGCCCCCGAGCCCUCUUCAAUAGCUCGCUCCCUCCCUACUACCGUGCCUGACUCACCCAACUACCGCAGUGCCCGGACGCCCCGCACGCCUCGCACACCUCACCGGAAGGACCAGACAAUGACGCCACGCUUCUACCCCGUGGUGAAGGAAGGUCGGCCUGUAGAUGCCAAGACGCCCAGGAAGAGGAAGACCCGACACAGCUCCAACCCGCCCAUGGAGUGUCACGUCGGCUGGGUGAUGGACUCCAGAGAGCAUCGCUCCCGUACUGCGUCUGUCAGCUCUAACGCCAGCCCAUCAGAGGGCACCCCUGUCCUGGGUAACAUUGGCUGCACACCUCAGUCUCUCCCCAAGUUCCAGCACCCAUCACACGAGCUGCUCAAGGAGAACGGCUUCACGCAACAUGUUUACCACAAGUACCGCCGGCGCUGCCUUAAUGAGCGAAAGCGGCUGGGAAUCGGCCAAUCACAGGAGAUGAACACGCUCUUCCGCUUCUGGUCGUUCUUCCUGCGAGAUCACUUCAACAGGAAGAUGUACGAAGAGUUUAGACAGCUGGUGGUCGAGGAUGGAAAAGAAGGAUACAGGUACGGUUUGGAGUGCCUGUUCAGGUACUACAGCUACGGUCUAGAAAGGAAGUUCAGGCCAGACAUCUUUAAGGACUUCCAGGAGGAGACCAUGAAAGACUACGAGGCUGGCCAGCUUUAUGGACUGGAGAAAUUCUGGGCCUUCCUUAAAUACUCUAAAGCCAAGACCUUGGAGAUCGACCCCAAGCUGCAGGAGUACCUGAGCAAGUUUAAACGUCUGGAAGAUUUCAGAAUUGAUCCACCUAUGGAAGAAGGAGGCCGCAGAAGACACUCGUCCAGCGGGGACGGUCGCCGCCGGCACCCUUCUCUCCCCUCCAGCCGGCCCCACAGCCAGGCCAGCUCAGGCCCCAGCCCCGCCUCCACCGCCCAGGGCCUCGCAGCCAAGGAUGAUGCUAAACCCACCAGCCAGAGAGCCCCCACUGCUGACCCCGCACCAGAUGCCAAGACACUGAAGUAACUCCACGAACACGCCGGCCAACAUGGAUCAACUCAACCACGUUUGCAAGUCGCUGGUUCUUUCUGCGCCACAGGAGGGGGGAGGGGGGCGUCUAGCUCUUCAUUCAAGCAUGAGAAUAAUUUUUUUUUUUUUUUUUAACUGCGACAGUUUUUGAGAAAUAAGGAAAAUUAAUAUGGUUUAUUAAUUAGUUUUAUGUUUUUGAGGGGAAAAAAAGAACCUUUUUUGUCUUAAUGAGGCAAGGAAUGGAUGAGGUGUCAAACACUUUUUUUUCUUUUUUUUUUUCUUUUGCAAAUCAUUGCCAGUCCACACGGUGGAUGGUUUAGUGAUGAUUUCCUGACUUCUUCUUUUUUUUUUUUUUUUUAUUACCUUUUUUCAUGUUGACCCCCCCUCUCUGUCACUGGGACCCCUCUUUGAUCGUCACUGUCCUGCUGGCUGAAAGAUAUUUGAUUUUUCGCCCAGAUCUCAGAUUUAUGAUUAUUAUUUCCUCGGCAUGUGGUGAGAUUGGAGACUUCGAAAAAGUUCGAACAACACUGAGCAUCUGAAAGCCCUGCUAGAGGAGGCCGUGCUGCUUCUGACAUCCAACCGGACCAAAGUGGUUUGAACCGAGCGACUGACAUUUCCAUCCGCAGAGCCCCAGUGCUCUCAGUUGAGGGGCUGAAAAUUAUUUGAUUUACUUUAUGGCUGGACAUUGAGGGGAAAAUAUAAAAAGAACCAAAUGAUAAAAAUAGAGGAGAAAAAAAAAAAAGACUUGUACCAACCCCUCAGUGUGGACACGAUCAUUGAAAGUUGCCUUAUUUUAAUGGUUUUACUGCUUCUAACUUGUGCCCACCACCUUAUUGUCGAUUGUACAGCAUUGAAAUCACUCAUAUAUCCGGUCACCGUUUCCAGCAGAGGCCACUAGGUGGGGCUCUGUCUGCCAAACUGUUCCCCACCCCCAUUCCCCUCCGUCACCUUUUCCGAACUGUCUUCCAAGUGUCACUCAGUCUGUUACAAGUCCAGUAAUUCUUCCCUGUGUUUGCAAGUUGUGGCUUUUUGUGCUGAAACACGUCAACCUGGUGGAGGUUUGUCCCCCCCCCCCCCCCCCCC
Morone saxatilis (striped sea-bass) is the source of this 4035-nucleotide messenger RNA. It is a transcript of the gene larp1, whose product is annotated as La ribonucleoprotein 1, translational regulator. Gene Ontology annotation, molecular function: RNA cap binding. Lineage: Eukaryota; Metazoa; Chordata; Actinopteri; Moronidae. The transcript has 20 exons. The record is from RefSeq and is a predicted model, not a curated record. Gene Ontology annotation, cellular component: cytoplasmic stress granule; cytosol. The annotation marks the transcript as partial. Gene Ontology annotation, biological process: mRNA stabilization; positive regulation of translation.